Pygocentrus nattereri (red-bellied piranha) is the source of this 1770-nucleotide messenger RNA. RefSeq names its product asialoglycoprotein receptor 1-like. The transcript has 12 exons. Lineage: Eukaryota; Metazoa; Chordata; Actinopteri; Characiformes; Serrasalmidae. The coding region runs from base 50 to 1222 and encodes 390 amino acids. The record is from RefSeq and is a predicted model, not a curated record.
GAGCUGGAAACCCGGGCAGGUUAGCUUCAUCCCACGCUUCCAGAACACGAUGGAGAACCACUCAAACAGUUACAGCAGCAUGGAAAUGGAUGAAGAACACAGGGGAUCACCUAAAGCUUCUGUCUGCAGCAAACGGAGUGUCAUCCUGUUGGUGUCCGGCGCUCUGGUCAUCUUUGUCCUGUUCGUUAUGAUUUUUGUCAUAUUUGGCUACCAGGAGAGGAGGUUUGCGGAGUUGGAGCGCUCCAUGACGACCCACCAUUCUUCAGUUAACUCCAUGAAUUCCGAUCUGAAGGGCAAACUGACAGACACAGGUGCUGAAUUGGAAACAAUGAUCUUACAGCUGAAGACGUCCGUGUCCGGUCUCAGCUCCUAUGUGGACCUGUACACUUCCAGGAUUCAAGACCAACUCAAGACUGGACCCCAAGUGAAGAAGUUAUCAGAAAUUCAGAUCUUAAUAAUCAAGCUGAACUCUUCCCUCGCUUCCCUUUCCUCAAAAAUGGAGACCAAACUGCAGGACGCAGGCACUCAACAGGACGGCCAGAGCUCAGAGCUGAAAAGAUUCCUGGACCGCUUAAAUUCUUCUAUAUCAGAACUGACAGCCAAACUACAGGAUACCGAUCAGAAAGUUAUGGCUGGUCUCAGUGAAAUGAAAGAUAAACUGAAGAUCAGCAGCAAAACAGCAGUUUUUGCCCAAGAGUCUCAGAACAGGACGUUGGCUGAGGUGGUGAAACUGUCUUCUUCUGUAGAGUCUCUGUCCUCUAAGCUGCAGAGCACAGUUCAGAGAGUGAUGGACGCUCUUAGUGAAAUGAAGGCUAAACCGGAGAGCAGCACCAAACCAGCAGUGACUAGCUGUAAGCCUGGAUGGACGCUGCGUCUCUCCAGAUGUUACUGGUUCUCCAAUGACACUCGGAACUGGCACCAGGCGAGAGAGUACUGCUUGACGCAGAAUGCCUCACUACUCAAAGUGGAAAGUGAGGAUGAGUGGGCAUUUGUAACUGCUAACUUGAAUGAAUACUGGGUUGGUCUCACCGAUGAAAUCACAGGGCAGUGGAGAUGGGCUGAUGAAACACCUUACGUGAUGGAUAGAAAGAAGUGGGGACCUGGACAGCCUGAUAACUGGACCGGUGAUGGAGAGGAUGGAGAAAACUGUGCGCAUAUAAGACGUAGGAAGCUGAAUGACUUGCACUGCAAAAUUAGAAUGAACUACAUCUGCAAGGCGUAGAUCGCUCUGCACGGAGGAGACGUAUAGACAUGUCGGCUGUUCACGGACAAAAAGCUUCAUACAUCUGAAUGAUUCAGGACUUUGGAGACCAGACCUGUAAACAAACCUGCGGUUUCAUUGUGUAACCUGUAGAUUUCAGUUUAUUCUUCUUUUUAAUAGCGGUUAAGGCAUUCGUUUGAUUUUGGACCUUGUGAGGUGGAGAACCUGCAGUGAAGUGUGUUUCACGGCACAGAGGCCUUUGUGCCAACGGCUGCGACGUAUUAAUGUAGUAUGUAAAAUAUAGAAGUGUGCAGUUUGGGACGCAGCCCAUGUUCUUUAUCCUCUAAUUCUGGUUCAAACUGUAACUCAUUAUUUUAACCUAAUGUUUUUUUUUUGUACUGACUAAUGGCUGAAGAUGAUACACCACUGAUUUCACUCUUUACUCAACACUCUUCUGUUUUUGGCCUCAUGGGUGGCCAAAAAAACCAUGAAUGUGCCUCCUGGAUGCACUACAUACUGUAUAUGUAUAUGUGUGUAUGUAUAUAUUUAUACAGUACUGUGUGAACGUU